This is a messenger RNA of Lathyrus sativus (Indian pea), 1065 nucleotides long. The record is from the annotation of a GenBank genome assembly. NCBI's taxonomy places the organism in Eukaryota, Viridiplantae, Streptophyta, Magnoliopsida, Fabales, Fabaceae.
AUGAUGCAAGGAAGUGGAGAAUUAACAGUUCCUCCAGGGUUCAGGUUCCACCCUACUGAUGAGGAGCUUCUUUACUAUUACCUGAGGAAGAAAGUUUCAUAUGAAGCCAUUGAUCUUGAUGUUAUCAGAGAAGUUGACCUAAACAGACUUGAGCCUUGGGAUCUCAAAGAUAAGUGUAGAAUUGGAUCAGGGCCACAGAAUGAGUGGUAUUUCUUUAGCCAUAAGGACAAGAAAUACCCAACAGGAACAAGAACAAAUAGAGCAACUACAGCUGGGUUUUGGAAAGCAACUGGAAGAGACAAAGCCAUAUAUCACACAAAUUCCAAAAGGAUUGGUAUGAGGAAAACCCUAGUCUUCUACACUGGACGUGCUCCUCAUGGCCACAAAACUGACUGGAUCAUGCAUGAGUACCGUCUUGACGACGAUGAUAACGCAGAAGUUCAGGAAGAUGGGUGGGUUGUAUGUAGGGUUUUCAAAAAGAAAAACACAAGCAGAAGUUACCAACAAGAAAUUGAAGAAGAAGAUCACAUGAUUAACCACAUGAGAUCAACAAAUGGAGGUCCAUGCCACCAGAUGCUAGAGCAAAAACAUCAUCAUCAUCACAUGCAACAAUUAGGACUAUAUGAUUACAACAACAAUCAUAACAACACCUUUGAUGGUACAAUUCAUCUACCACAGUUAUUCAGUCCAGAAUCAUCAGCUCUAGCACCACAACAACCACCAACUUCCUUUCACAAUUCAUCCAUGGACAUCCUUGAAUGUUCUCAAAACUUGUUGAGGCUCACAUCAACAAAUACUAGCUCUGGACUUAAUCUUAUGCAACAACAUCAACAUCAACAAGGAGAGAGGUUGAUCAAUGGCGGUGAUUGGUCAUUCUUGGAUAAAUUACUUGCAUCUCAUCACCAUGGCAAUAUGGAUCAGAAUCUCAGAAACAAGUUAUGUAACCCUCUUCAUAAUCAGCAGGCUGCACCUGCUGAUGUUGGUUCAACUUCAGCUCAGAAAUUUCCAUUUCAUUACCUUGGUUGUGAGCCUCAUCCUCAUGAUAUUAUGAAAUUUUCAAAGUGA